Molecule: messenger RNA, 864 nt
Organism: Amaranthus tricolor (Joseph's coat)
Lineage: Eukaryota; Viridiplantae; Streptophyta; Magnoliopsida; Caryophyllales; Amaranthaceae
Product: germin-like protein
Exons: 1
Coding region: 1-636 (211 amino acids)
Cellular component (GO): cell wall
Molecular function (GO): manganese ion binding
Source: RefSeq, a predicted model, not a curated record
AUGAAUAGCCUUGUAUUUUUCUUUCUUUUUUCUCUAUUCAUUUCCCUCGCUUAUUGCGACAUUGAAUUCGAUUUUUGUGUUGGAGACAUUAGCCGCCAAACAUCACCAGUCGGGUAUGCUUGCAAAAAUCGAGCAACCGUGACAAUAGAUGAUUUUAUUUUCACUGGUUUUCGUGUUCAAAAAACCACAACAAACAUAUAUAAAGCAAAUGCGACACUAGCAUUUACAAAUACCUUCCCAGGUUUGAAUGGUUUAGGUAUCGCUACAUCAAAAAUAGACCUUGGUGUGGGUGGAGUUAUACCCGCUCACACACAUCGAACAUCAGAGUUUAUAAUUGUCGUUAAAGGAUCCAUUAUUGCAGGAUUUGUCGACACAAAUAACACGGCAUAUUUCAAAAGACUCGAGGUUGGAGAUGUUAUGGUGUUUCCACCAACAUUGGUUCAUUUUCAAGUAAAUGCUGGUAAAACCUCAGCUACUGCAUAUUCUGGCUAUAACGGCGCAAACCCGGGGAUUCAACUUAUUACAAACUCAUUACUGGCUGGAAAUUUACCAACUGAUUUAAUUACACAAAUCACUCUUGUGAAUCCAUUAGAGAUUGCUAGAUUGAAAUCGUUAUUUGGUAUAACCAAUGCUUAGCUUUACAUAUCAAUUAUCAUACUAUUUUACUGCUAUCAACAUACUAAGUUUAUCAUUGUAAUAAGUUUAUUAAAUAAUGUGUGAGUACAAUUAUGUGUACUUACCUUUUUGUAAUACGUCUUUGAGACCAUAAGUUGUGUGUCUUAGCUUGUGUAAUGUUCUAAAUUAUGUCAAUCAAAAUUCUAUUUUCAAUUAAUCAUGAUUCUAUUGAAAUGUGUAAUUAUUGGA